GAUUCGAUAUAAAUGUGGAGUCGAAUGAAAAAUAAUCAGUUUCAUCCAGUCCGUUAAUAAAGUUUAUCAUAUCUUUAGUGCAAUUCAUUGCAAAAUGACGCCCAUUUACUUUGCUCUGUUUAUCAUCAGCCUUGGGAUUGGGGUGGUCCAUGGAGAUGGCGAUCAAAAAAUCAUAAUGAAUAGGGUUGAGGUAACUCAUAUCACUGGGGACAAUCCUUUCUUCGGGAAAUGGGAGGCGCAGCUUCAUUCUUCUGGGCAAAAACUAUCGCUGAAAAUGCCUGUUAAACAGGAACUCCCGGACAGCAUAAGAUUCAAGCUGGAAAUGACUUUGGACGGCGAUGACUUACCGGAAGUGGAGAUGUCAUUAUGUGAGGCCUUCGAUGAUGACUCAAUUGGCAAAGAUAUUACUGAACAUGGGGCACCUGAUGGUCAAUUUCCGAAAGAAUGCCCGAUUUACGCGGGCGAUAAUUUGGAAAUAAGAGAUUACACAUUCCCCGAUGACAAAAUACCACCGGGUACUCAAGAUGGACCUCUCCAUAGUAUACUGAGAAUAUUUGAAGAGGGAAAGGAAGGUGAUCCCAUCAUCAUCAUCGAGUCCGAUGGGGAGAUAACACACUAAAAAAAUUUCCAAUUAUUUUCCGACAUGUCAUUAACCAGCCUCGUGGACAUAUGUCUUUCUACCCCGAUUUACCCUCAAUACGACAACAAUAGCAAUUUUUAACUAGCUCUCGAUUAAUUUGUCAUUGAAAUUCAAAAAUAAAACAAUUAGCAUUGAUUA
Molecule: messenger RNA, 778 nt
Organism: Fopius arisanus
Lineage: Eukaryota; Metazoa; Arthropoda; Insecta; Hymenoptera; Braconidae
Exons: 4
Coding region: 95-619 (174 amino acids)
Source: RefSeq, a predicted model, not a curated record